AUGCCGGUCGAAGAUUACUUUUACUUGGUUGACUCGGCCUAUGGAUGCUACAAGGGAUUUUUACCCCCGCAUCGCAAUGAGCAAUACCAUUUGGAAGAUUUCCGCCGCGGUCGCCGUCGUCCGAAGAAUGCAGCAGAAUUGUUUAAUUAUAGGCAUUCAUCAUUACGAUCAGCUGUGGAAAGAACGUUUGGAGUUUGGAAAGCCCGAUUCCCUAUCUUCGACAAUAUGCAUCCAUACCCGAUUGAGAACCAACGACUAUUUGUGGUCGCAUGUUGCGCCGUACACAACUUCAUUCGCAAAGACUGCGGUGCUGAUGAUCCACUAUUUUGUGAUGCCCUAACGACGCAUUAUGGGCAACAUUGGAUCGACGUCUCGCAAUUGCCUACCAUGACACCUGUUCCAUACGUCGCACAUGGAGCACCACCAGACCGAACCCGCGAAAGCAAGGAAAUGAUGAUUAUAGUCCGAGAGGCAAUGUCCUCUCACAUGUGGGAAACCGCGAAUGAAGAGUAA
Molecule: messenger RNA, 513 nt
Organism: Corylus avellana
Lineage: Eukaryota; Viridiplantae; Streptophyta; Magnoliopsida; Fagales; Betulaceae
Source: RefSeq, a predicted model, not a curated record